GCUGGAGAUCCCCCUUAGUGGCUAAGAAUGUAAGAGAAAGCAGGAAAAGGCUGGGUUUUUUUAAGUUUUAAAGCCACCCACGACCCAGAAACGAUUGCUGUUUCCUUCCCUCCUGAAGCAGGAAAGGCGCACCUUUCUGCAGACAAAGCGGCUCAGCGCGGGCCCGAGUGGCUUAGAGGUCGGGGCUAAGGAACCCGCGUUUGCAGCAGCCCGGGCUGCGUCCCGCUGCGGGCGCGGUCGCCUCUGCUCGCCCCUCCCAAGGGAAGCUCUGGGAGAGCCCGGGCGGUGCAGGGCAACCCCGGCCCCGAGGCCCCAGCGGCGGGCGCAGCCCCGUUGCCCGGGGAACCGCAGCGCCGGCCGGGUAGCGGGCGAGCGAGGGACGAGGCCCGGCAGGCCAGGCAUGGAGCUGCCGGACCCUGUCCGUCAGCGCCUGGGCAACCUCAGCCUCACGGUGUUCCGCGACUCCAGCCGCACGGGGCCCGGGCCGGGGCCGGAGCCCAGCGAAGCGGCGGAUAAUGAGAUGGUCUCCAGCUUGCCGCUGCAGAUGUCACUGUAUUUCAACUCUUACUUUUUCCCGCUGUGGUGGGUGAGCUGCAUCGCGAUGCUCCACAUGAAGUAUUCCGUCUUGCCCGAUUACUACAAAUUCAUUGUGAUCACCGUCAUCGUCCUCAUAACGUUGAUCGAGGCUAUCCGGCUGUACCUGGGCUGCAUGGGGAACCUGCAGGAGAAGGUCCCCGAGCUGGCGGGCUUUUGGCUUUUGAGCUUUCUGCUGCAGUUGCCUCUAAUCCUCUUCUUGCUCCUGAACGAAGGCCUAAGGAAUCUGCCCCUGGAGAAAGCAAUCCACAUCGUCUUCACCGUCUUCCUGGCUUUCCAAGUCAUCUCGGCGUUCCUGACCCUGAAGAAAAUGGUCAACCAGCUGGCAGCCCGUUUCCACCUCCAGGACUUUGACCGGCUGUCGGCAAACAGUGCAGCUCUGAGGAGGAGGAGGCCGUUUACCGAAGAGCUCUGAUCCCGCUGAAGAGUCCGUGCGUCCGAAAGGACUGAGACAAUGACAGAGCAUCUGAGAUCAGGCCUGAGAAAGGGCACGCGAGUUCUGGGGUUGCAUCCUGCUGCCCUCUGAAAUCCUUUGUGGGCCAUGAAAGCAAUCUAUUGGCCCUGAAGCUCAGGGCGUGUGCAGCAGACACUAAAUUUCUUGUUUCUGACGUUGACUUUUCAGGUGUUUACUUAUAAGUCCAUUGGUAGUUGUAAUCUAUCACCUUUCCGUAAUGUUUCUAGCUGUACACUGUAACUAGAAACAUAGACUUUAGGGAAAAAUCAGUUUUCGUCAAUGGAAUCUCACUGAGUAUCUCAACACACUCCAGGACAUGCCCCACACCCAGAAGUUGGGAAACACAAAACAAACUCAGUGGUAUUUUUGCGGACUUUUUGUUUCAUUCUGAUUUUGUUUUGGCUUUUUUUUUUUGUCUUAUUGUUAGUGGGUAGGAAGUUAGAGACGAAUUGGGAAAAAGGAAAAGAAACAUGCAGAAUAUGUGGUAUGAAGAAAAAAUUAAAUAAAAAAAGAAAUGUGUAACAUCUCCUUUAAACUUUUCGGUUAUCUAAUUGGCCACUCUGGGUUUCUUGGAACGUUUGGAGAUGCUUGCUCAUCGGCAUGCUCAUGCAAUAGAUGGUAAUUUUAACCAAGACAAAUUUUGGGUGUGCCAGUGCUCAAUUCCAAAUCUCUUCUCAGAUGCGGUUUUGAGGGGAGGGAGGUGGGUGUGAUGUGGUAUUUACAGAGUUUAUCCCGAGGUGAAGGAGGCAGGCAUAUUGUGGUAUUUAAGAAAUAUUUUGUCCAAAGCAAUACAAAGAAACCCUGUCUCUAAAAACCAAAAAAAAAAAAGAAAGAAAGAAAUAUUUUGGCACAAAACCGGCUUCAGUAUGUGUGACGGAGACAUCUGUUUUUACUAAAUGGUAAGCUAUUUACAUUAAAGUAUCAGUAGUGCA
Mesocricetus auratus (golden hamster) is the source of this 1980-nucleotide messenger RNA. RefSeq names its product transmembrane protein 17 (gene Tmem17). Bases 401 to 1009 code for a protein of 202 amino acids. Gene Ontology annotation, cellular component: ciliary transition zone. The transcript is spliced from 5 exons. Lineage: Eukaryota; Metazoa; Chordata; Mammalia; Rodentia; Cricetidae. The record is from RefSeq and is a predicted model, not a curated record. Gene Ontology annotation, biological process: non-motile cilium assembly.